UUCGCUUAGGUAGAAAGAUUACAUGAGUCGUGAUAAGCAACACAAUAUCUGCAAUGCCAUUCCUAAUGUUGAUAACCUUUCUUUCGGGAACAGUUUGUUAUUUCAUGGUUCGGUUGCAUCCAGGGUUUGAGCACUAUAUAUUCUUUGUGCUAUGUCUUUAUGCUAGUGUCACUGUUGUUGAGAGCUUAAUGAUGGCCAUCGCCAGCGUUGUCCCCAAUUUCCUCAUGGGAAUUAUUACUGGUGCUGGCAUACAGGGAAUAUUCAUGCUUGUUUCGGGCUUCUUCUGGCUCCCCAAGGACAUACCAAAGCCAGUAUGGCGUUAUCCCAUGUCUUACAUCAGUUUCCGUUUCUGGGCUCUUCAGGGGCAAUACCAAAAUGACCUAAAGGGAGUGGUGUUUGACAACAGGACACCAGAUCUACCAAAGAUACCAGGGGAGUACUCUUCUUGUCUUCUUGAUGCUGAGUUAUGUUUGGUCCUAAAGCUUCUUUGUUCUUGAAAUAUUUCUACUCAUAGAAUACGAGUAGCUUCUUUAAAACAAAACUUCUUUGGUGGAAAAUAUUGCAUAGGACGGAGAACCAUGAUUA
Molecule: messenger RNA, 585 nt
Organism: Spinacia oleracea (spinach)
Lineage: Eukaryota; Viridiplantae; Streptophyta; Magnoliopsida; Caryophyllales; Amaranthaceae
Product: ABC transporter G family member 11-like
Exons: 3
Coding region: 54-497 (147 amino acids)
Cellular component (GO): membrane
Molecular function (GO): ABC-type transporter activity
Source: RefSeq, a predicted model, not a curated record